Sardina pilchardus (European sardine) is the source of this 3087-nucleotide messenger RNA. RefSeq names its product EEIG family member 2-like. Lineage: Eukaryota; Metazoa; Chordata; Actinopteri; Clupeiformes; Clupeidae. The transcript is spliced from 11 exons. The record is from RefSeq and is a predicted model, not a curated record. Bases 109 to 1230 code for a protein of 373 amino acids.
GCUAUGAGUAUUUGUCCCGAGGGUAGCUUUUUGUAGUGCUUAGUCGCACUUGAUGAACGCGGUGCUUUAAACGAAUUGUAUUCUCUGCCCACUUAACGUCUGUAAGCAAUGUCAUUCAUAAUGAUGAAGAAAAAGAAAUUCAAAUUCAAAGUGGAUUUUGAGUUAGACGAACUGUCUUCUGUUCCCUUUGUCAACGGCGUCCUGUUUUGCAAAGUCAGACUUACCGACGGGGGCUUUACUGAAGAGUCGUCAAGGGAGGCGGUUCAGGCCAACUGUGUUCGUUGGAGGAAAAGGUUCUCCUUUCUGUGCAAAAUGAGUGCCAAUGCAGGGACUGGUGUUCUGGACCCAUGUGUGUGUAGAGUCUCGGUGCGCAAGGAGAUGAAAGGCGGGAAGACAUUUGCUAAGCUUGGGUUCACUGACCUGAACCUGGCCGAGUUUGCUGGCUCAGGGAACACCACCCGCCGCUGUUUGCUGGAGGGCUACGACACCAAGAACACCCGGCAGGACAACUCCAUCCUCAAGGUGGUUAUCAAUAUGCAGUUGAUGUCAGGAGACCCCUGCUUCAAAACCGCUCCAUCCACUGCCAUGACGAUUGGGAUCCAAGGAGAGGCGGAGAGCUUGCUGGAGUCACGCAAGGGGGAGACAACAAAGUCCUGUCCGGCUUUAGCAGUAGAGCACCCCAGGAAGUGUGGCUCCGUUCCUGAAGAACUGGGGAGCGGGGGCCACUCCAGAACCUCAAGUUACGCCAGCCAGCAGUCCAAAGUCUCAGGCUACAGCACAGGUCACUCGCGCUCCUCCAGCCUGACAGAGCUCACCCAUAAGAGGAACACGUCGGUGGGCAGUGCAUCCACGGGGGUGGGCAGCAUGCCCGAGGCCAAUGAGGAGCGGGAAUCCAAAUUGGUGCGCCCCACUUCAGCAGCCUGUGCCCUCGUGCCAGAGUGUCUGGGGGCCCCACAUAAGAGCGCCUCAGCUGAGAGGCUCUACAGGCAUCCAAUGAAGCAGGACUCUGUAGAGUGUCAGCUGAAGAGGUUCGAUGCCACCAGGGUGGACGCUGAUGACAUUGUGGAGAAGAUCCUCCAGAGUCAGGACUUUAGCCAUGGCCUGCUGGACUCCAGUGCUGAAGAGGAAGGUCUCCGACUGUUUGUGGGCCCCGGUGGCAGCACAGCCCUUGGCAGCCAACACACCAGGGUCGGUGUGGGUGCUUAUGAACAGGUGGUCAUCAAGCGCUAGGCAGAGACAGCAGUUGGGGGCAGUAACCGAAUUUAGUGCUGGGAGACGGACGGACCGACAAACGGACACAGAGACAUGACCGCCUCGAGGCUCACGGAGGUGCACUUUAUCACGCCGUCUCCAGAAGAGGGCGCUGUGGACACCUGGCUGAGAACAUUCACAAAGGUCUGCUCUCCACCACUGCAGGGACCUACUGUAAAGCUGCUGGGCCCGUCUUGUUCAUUCAGUUGCUGGUUUAGACAGCAUCCAUGGUAAGAGGGGAUCACAGAAGCCCACCUUACGGAUGCAGAACAGCUGGUGUUAAGAUAACAUUGCUUUCUCCUCAUCUUGAUUAGCUACUCUAGCAGGGAGCACAUCCAAAGAUGGGUGAAAUAUUCUAGGAUAAAAUAAACAGGUGCAUCUUUGUUACUGUCAUGUGUCUGUAUAUGUAAAGAAACUAUCUGUCUUGAGGACAAAACAAACAAACGUGUAGUUGGGUCUUAUAGCCAGGUUUGCUGCUAAAUUAGUAAAUCAGUUGCUAAAUUUGCCUUAAUACAAAAUAUAAACACUUUGUCUGUUUGAACAGUGAGAGUGACAUAGUAGUUCCUCUUACUGUGUAAUGACAUUAAUGUGGCCUCACAUAGACAUCUGGUUAGAUUCAGUUAUGGUUAGAGUAUCAUAUGAUUAACUGCCAUUCAGGUUAGGGUGAGGGGGCCAGUCAUAAUAAGCUACAAAGAGUGCAAGAGAUUGUCAGGAGAUUUGGCGCCAUGUAGACCCUGUGGAGUAAACAGAAUGGAGUGGUGGACUGAGGGGAAAAAACAAAAACCCAACUCACUGUGGUGAAGCUGUCUUUUACUGGCCCAGAUUUACCAUUGUACAAUGUAAAGAGGACAUCCACAUACCUCUGAACUCCAUUAAAUAUUUUUGCUGGAUACAUUACACAAAAUAACUUGAAUACUUAUAAUAAAUAAGCAAUGUAGUAAUAUAGAUUAUAUAAUGGUUACCAAAUGCAGUAAGUGAAUUUAGUCAGUCUGUGUACCAGAAGAGAGUAAUCGAAACAUAGCUCUGGGGAAGCAAAUGAUUUCACUGUCUAAGAAUAUUUUAACGAGUGGACCGUGAACCAGAUUAUUUAUUUUUAAGUGUAUUUUCAUACCCUAGAAAACACACUUGACUCAACCGUUUAUGCUGGUCAUAAAUAUAAGUAAUAGAAAUGAGUAUAGAGACUUCUUUUUUCAACUGAUGAUACAGUUUAAUACAUUUCAAAAGGAAGAGGACUCUUUGCAAGUUUGUGCUAAAGGCGUUUGUUGAAUGAAUUUUGCAGCCCAUAUUGUGGUUAAUUAUGUGCAUUUAAAUGCAAUUUUCUGUUUUGUUGUGAUUAGCAUUUUUUUUCUUGCUGAAACUUAAACAACUACUGUUUUAAUCAGAAUACAGUAUCUGUUGGUGAAUUAUUUAUUUAAACGUUUAAUGGGAGGAAGUUCCACCCAGUGUUCAUUGUGGAAAAGUGAACAAUUCUGCCAUAUGAAGCAUAAAUGUGCAUGCUCUGUGAUCAUAAGGCUGCAUGUGUUCACUACAUUGUACCAGAAGCAACAUAUACUUCUUAAUGAAGGAAGAAAAUGUUUGUUUCAUUGUUCUUUUUUGCCAAAUGGUUAAUGAUUACUUAAUUACCCACCCUGUUUGAGCUUUGCUCUGAAUGUAAUAUGAUGGUGCCAUCUGAUUGCAUUGUGCACUUGUUUUGUAUUCAUUUCCUACCUUUGCUUUGUUUUACUGUUCAAUUUUUCAAGUACAGCACCAUUGUUUCUCUUGUCAGUUUUUUUUGUUGUUAAAUGCACACCACGUACAAUGUAAUUCAGAAGUGGUUAAUAAAUGAAAAUUAUCAAC